Molecule: messenger RNA, 485 nt
Organism: Leptinotarsa decemlineata (Colorado potato beetle)
Lineage: Eukaryota; Metazoa; Arthropoda; Insecta; Coleoptera; Chrysomelidae
Product: neutral alpha-glucosidase C
Biological process (GO): carbohydrate metabolic process; N-glycan processing
Molecular function (GO): carbohydrate binding; alpha-glucosidase activity
Source: RefSeq, a predicted model, not a curated record
AUUCAACAAAUUCAAUAUUAUUUCAGUCGCCGUUUUUCUAUAAAGGAGGGAGUAUUGUAGCAAGGAAAGAUAUCGAGAGACCUUCCACCACAGAUAUGCUUGAUGAUCCUUACACGCUGUAUGUCAAUUUAAACAAUAACAAAAGAGCUGUGGGUACACUGUAUAUAGACGAUUUUUCAAGUUUCAAUUACAGUAUGAAUAAUCAUUACAACUAUAUUCGUUUCACCUAUGACCACAGCAACGGAGAAGUACAUACAGAAACCAUCGGUGGUGACCCUAAAGGUUUCGAUGUCCAUGUUGACAAGAUAAUCCUCAGUGAACCAGCGGUUUCAGGUAGUCAAAUCUACAGGAAAGAAAUUUUCGUCAAGGAGACUGAACAUCGCGGAGAAGUCAAGAUUUUCAAACUGAAAUAAUUAUUUCGAAGUAUAAUAUCUUCUGGAAUCUGAUGUCAAUCAAUAAAGCUAUCAACUAAUUUCGUGGAAGAA